GGAAUGUGAACCAUUUAAAACCGCCUGACCUCUCCCCGUUGAGCAUUGUCAAAACUCAGCAUAGCAUGACAAUCGGAACACGGAUCGCUUUUGACUGACCAUUGCAAACUAGCCGUGGGUCAGUGGUCUGGCUGAGUGAGCGACUGAGAGCUGCUGCAUGAACUACAGCGACACCGACGACGUGGAUGACGACGACUCCCACACAUCAUCAGUGUCCCUUAACUAGAAGAUGCAUCGCCGGAAAUAUACACUGGCCCAGCACAAUGGCUCCUGCGUCCGAGACGAAGGCGAGGGGCACCCGGCGUUACAGAAGUUUAAAGUUCAGAUCCAGGACCUGUUGACUGACAGACACGACGACCAUUCGCUGACUAAAUGGCUGAAAGCCCGGCAGUUCGACGUUGCCAAAGCCGAACACAUGUAUAGGACGAGCAUGGCCUACAGAGAAAAGAUGAAGAUAGAAGAUCUUGUCAAAAACUACACUCCCCCAGAGGUCCUGCAGAAGUACCUGACGGGUGGGUUCUGCGGGUACGACAAGGAGGGGUCGCCGGUCCGGGUGGAGAGAUACGGGCGUCUGGACAUGAAAGGAAUCAUGUUCUCCUGCAAAAAACUGGACCUGGAGAAGACGAAGAUCCUGCAGUGUGAGGGAACUGUCCGCGACUGGGAAACGCAGUCCCAGAAGCUGGGCCGGCGAGUGGACGGCAUCACGGUGGUGUUCGACAUGGAGGGCGUCAGUAGUCGUAUGAUGUGGAGGCCGGGUCUACAGAUGUAUCUCUACCUGGUGAAAGUCCUCGAGGACAACUACCCCGAGAUGAUGAAGAGGAUGUUUGUUGUCAACGCUCCCCGGAUCUUCCCCUUGCUCUACAAGCUCUGCCGCCCGCUCAUCAGUGAGGAAAUGAAGAACAAGAUCCAUGUACUUGGAGGGGACUUCUCGGGAGCGUUGUUGGAACACAUCGACGCUGAUCAACUUCCGGUCUUCCUUGGUGGAGCUAUGAAAGGCAAAGAUGGCGACCCUUAUUGUUCAGAGCUGAUCCCUGCGGGCGGUGAUGUCCCGGAGAGCUACUACCUUCAGAGUCUGACCAACACUGACAACAUGGAGACCACCACUAUUCCUCGAGGAGACAAGAUCAUCCUGAAGUAUGAGGUGGACACGCCAGGCAGCAUCCUCAGGUGGGAAUUUAAAACGGAAGGAUUCGACAUCAGUUUUGGAGUAUUCCUGCUGAGAGAGGGUGCAAAGAUACCCAUCCUGCCUCUAGAACGCGUCAACAGUCACAUGGUACCAGAGGAUGGCAGCUGCACGUGCGAGGAGGCGGGAACAUACACUCUGCGAUUUGAUAACAAAUACAGCCUCUUCCGACAAAAGACCCUGCAUUAUUGCAUAGAGCAGAUUCCUGCAUCAAUGGUGGUGGAGGACAGCACCUAGCAACGAACUGUGUUUCGACAACUCGUUCAGCUGGGCGCGAGGCAAGAAGAUUCAGUACAGCGUGGAGAUAGUGGCAGCAGACGAUAACAUUGAGACGGAGAUUGACCAUAUGAUCGUGGGAGAUGGGAGUUGGAGA
This is a messenger RNA of Haliotis rufescens (red abalone), 1556 nucleotides long. RefSeq names its product retinal-binding protein-like. Gene Ontology annotation, cellular component: cytoplasm. The record is from RefSeq and is a predicted model, not a curated record. Bases 230 to 1420 code for a protein of 396 amino acids. Lineage: Eukaryota; Metazoa; Mollusca; Gastropoda; Lepetellida; Haliotidae. The transcript is spliced from 15 exons.